AUCACGCGGGGGCGGCCAUGGUUCUGAGGCACGGUGGGGUGGCCGCGGCCCGGGCGGCGGGCGUGCAGCCCUCCGAGAACGUGGUGCGCAUCCCCUGGGCGCUGCGGCUGCGCCUGCAGCGGGGUGAGCGGGGCCGCCGGCGCGGGCAGGGACAGGGACAGACGACGGCAGUGCGUCCCGGUAAGCUGCUGCUGCGGAGCCGGCGGCCGGAGCUGAGCCAGCCCCGCUGGCAGACGGUGGGGCGCUGGGAGCAGCCGCAGCUGGUGUCGGCAGGCUGGAAGCACAGGAAGGCGCGUGGGGACUACUUUCAGCUGGAGGCCGUCCAGCAAGCGGCCCCCGCCCUGCUGGCACCGGAGCCCCAAGAGGGGCAGGGCCCGCUUUUCGCGGAGAUGGGGCUGCAGCCGGCCCUGCUGACCGCCCUACAGGACCUCUCUAUCGGCCGCCCCACGGCGGUGCAGCGCCUUGCCAUCCCCGCCCUGCGCCGCGGUCGUAGCGCCCUGUGCGCCGCCGAGACGGGCAGCGGCAAGACGCUGGCCUACCUGCUGCCGCUGCUCGACCGGCUGCUGGCCCGCCCCGCCGCUCCGGAGCCGGCCGUGGAGAAGCCCGAGGGGUCGGGGCCGCGAUCGGCGUCGCCCCGCGGUUUGGUGGUGCUGCCGUCGCGGGAGCUGGUGGCGCAGGUGGGCGCGGUGGCGGCGGCGCUGUGCCGCCCGGCGGGGCUGCUGGUGCGAGGGCUGACGGGCGGCGGCGCCGCGGGAGGGCUGAGGCGGCAGCUGCGGGCGCCGCCACCGGGAGCCGCCGUGCUGCUGGGCACCCCGGGGGCGCUGCGGACCGCGCUGCGGCGGCGCUUCCUGGUUCUUGGGCGGCUGCGCUGGCUGGUGCUGGACGAGGCGGACGCGCUGAUAGACGACGAGUCCUUCGCCGUGCCGCUGCAGGAGGUCCUGGCGCACGCCCCACUUGCCGCCGGUGCCCCUGGGCCGGCUGGUCCCGGGGAGGAGAGGACCCAGGUGGUGGUGGUGGGAGCCACCUUCCCUACGGGGCUCAGCCAGAUGCUUGCGAGGUUUGUCGAUGUGGACUGCUUUGUCAACCUCAGCACCCAGAGCUUGCAUCGCCUGCCUUCACAUGUCCAGCAGAAAUUUGUCUGUCUCAAAGGCCAGGACAAGCUGCCUGAACUUCUGCAGCUCCUUAAGGAGCGCUCAGCAUCCAGUGGGGCUGUCCUCAUCUUCUGCAACAGCGCCAGCACCGUCAACUGGCUGGGCUAUAUUCUGGACGACCACAAAAUCAAGCACCUGAGAUUACAGGGACAGAUGUUGGCAGCUGCCAGAGCUGGCAUCUUUGCCUCCUUUCAGAAGGGAGAUGCGUCUGUCCUCAUCUGCACUGAUCUUGCCUCACGGGGGUUGGACACCAGCAGCGUGCAGCUCGUGGUCAACUACGACUUCCCAAACACCCUGCAGGAUUACCUACACCGUGUGGGGCGUGUUGGGCGGGUCGGAAGCAAGAUGCCUGGGGUGGUGGUUAGCUUUGUAACCCAUCGAUGGGAUGUGGACCUGGUGCGGAAAAUAGAGACUGCUGCCCGAAAAAAGACAGGUCUCCCAGGCAUGGACGCUUCUAUUAAUGAACCUCUACCUAAAGCAGGUUGAUUUGAGUUGGUAAUAAACGGCCUGGCAAGGACUAAAUUUAAUCCAUUAAGACACAACAAGUAAGUGUGUGAGGUAGGCUGAAAUAGUAGAGAAUUGAGUUUCAGAACAAGAUGAUCUGGUUAACUUUGUGCACUGUUUUGGAAGCUGCAAUAAGCAUUUCCAGAGGCAUCACAACUCGUGAAUGUGCCUCUGUGAUGUGCAGUUCUGUUGCAUUUCAGUGUCCCUCAUCACUAGCAGCUAAACAUCAUUUUUUAAAAUGUCUACUGGCAGGAAAAAAGAAAUUAUCUUCCCAACUUUGUUGCAACUUUGACCCAAUUUAGUUACAUGGUAGAAAGGCAAAGUGACAAAUUAUGUUGGAUUUCUUUUUGGCAGCUUAUUCAGAGAAUUGUAGACCAGAUGCCUCUAAAGAUGGGUAGGAGAAAAAUUGUAUAAUAAAACUGAAGGCUUUUUCAGGCUUUGAUGUCUUUCACAGAAUAAACAUUUAUUGUAUUUAUUGUUUAAAAAAAGGCAUUAAGUGUUUACUGAUUGUUCUUUAUAUGACGUGUCUGUUGAAGUGAUUUAAAAAAAAAAAA
This is a messenger RNA of Phasianus colchicus (ring-necked pheasant), 2209 nucleotides long. RefSeq names its product DEAD-box helicase 28 (gene DDX28). NCBI's taxonomy places the organism in Eukaryota, Metazoa, Chordata, Aves, Galliformes, Phasianidae. The record is from RefSeq and is a predicted model, not a curated record. Gene Ontology annotation, molecular function: nucleic acid binding; RNA helicase activity; ATP binding.